ACUGCAUCAAACCGGACAGCUCCUAUUGGCUGGAGCGGAUGCUGCGACGCGCUUCGCGUCAUCCGAUCAGCAGUGCGUCCAUCCUGCUAUUUCACCGGCACUCCACUGAAAUUAAACAAGUGCUGAAUCUGAGAGAGACAACAACAAACCGACGGAACGAGAAAAGGAAACACCGAGUCCGCAUCUGCAGCUCAGCAUGAGGGAAAUCGUUCACAUCCAGGCUGGACAGUGUGGAAAUCAGAUCGGGGCGAAGUUCUGGGAGGUGAUAAGCGAUGAACACGGCAUUGACCCUACCGGCAGCUACCAAGGUGACAGUGAUCUGCAGCUGGAGAGGAUAAACGUCUACUACAAUGAGGCGUCAGGCAGCAAAUAUGUCCCACGUGCCAUCCUGUUGGAUCUGGAGCCUGGGACCAUGGAUUCUGUACGCUCUGGGCCAUUUGGACAACUCUUCAGACCUGACAACUUUGUCUUUGGUCAAAGCGGGGCAGGAAAUAACUGGGCCAAGGGGCACUACACAGAGGGAGCCGAGCUAGUGGACUCAGUCCUGGAUGUCGUGAGAAAGGAGUCUGAGAACUGUGACUGCCUUCAGGGUUUCCAGCUCACCCACUCCUUGGGUGGAGGCACAGGUUCAGGGAUGGGCACGUUGCUCAUCAGCAAGAUUCGUGAGGAGUAUCCCGAUCGCAUUAUGAACACCUUUAGCGUCAUGCCCUCACCCAAAGUCUCAGACACUGUGGUGGAGCCGUACAAUGCCACCCUCUCCGUCCACCAGCUGGUAGAAAACACAGAUGAGACCUUCAGUAUUGACAAUGAGGCCCUGUAUGAUAUCUGCUUCCGCACGCUGAAGCUAACCACACCAACCUACGGAGACCUCAACCACCUGGUGUCGGCCACCAUGAGUGGGGUGACCACCUGCCUCCGCUUCCCUGGCCAGCUCAACGCUGAUCUCCGUAAGCUGGCUGUCAACAUGGUUCCCUUCCCUCGCUUGCAUUUCUUCAUGCCGGGCUUUGCUCCUCUUACAAGCAGGGGCAGCCAGCAGUAUCGUGCCCUCUCUGUUCCAGAGCUCACACAGCAAAUGUUUGACGCCAAGAACAUGAUGGCAGCAUGCGACCCCCGCCACGGACGCUACCUCACGGUGGCGGCCAUCUUUCGUGGCCGCAUGUCAAUGAAGGAAGUGGACGAGCAGAUGCUGAGCGUUCAGAACAAGAACAGUAGCUACUUUGUGGAAUGGAUUCCCAACAACGUCAAGACCGCCGUCUGUGACAUCCCACCGCGAGGCUUAAAGAUGUCUGCCACCUUCAUCGGGAACAGCACGGCAAUCCAAGAACUGUUCAGGAGAAUAUCUGAGCAGUUCACCGCCAUGUUUCGCCGCAAGGCCUUUCUCCACUGGUACACUGGAGAGGGGAUGGAUGAGAUGGAGUUCACCGAGGCUGAAAGCAACAUGAAUGACCUGGUCUCUGAGUACCAACAGUACCAGGAUGCAACAGCGGAUGAAAUAGGAGAAUACGAAGAGGAUGAAAUGGAAGAUGAAGAGGACGUUCGACAUGAUGUCCGCCACUGAUUAUAAAACAUAGACGUAACAUUAAACUAAUUUUAGAGUAUCUAAUUUCUAGGAAAGGCCAGUGAGACGAUGUGAAGUAAGCUAGCAAUCCAGAAAUUCAAUGAAACAUGCACAUCCUGGUGACAUUUUGUUGUUUAGCUUAAAUAAUGCUGCUCUUAACCAUUGCUUUAACUGACAAAGCUAAUAAAGGGUGUUAAAACCUGAAAUAUGCAAGAGCUAUUUCAUUUUGUUUCUCAGUCGUGCUUUGCUCGUAUCAGAAAAAGUACAGAAAGGCUUGUUCUUAUAAAAGGUUUUGUAGAAUUUGCUUCACCGUGCCUCCAUGAUUUGUAAAUUCAAUUAAAAUUACAAAAAUUA
Messenger RNA from Nothobranchius furzeri (turquoise killifish), 1912 nucleotides. RefSeq names its product tubulin beta-2A chain. Gene Ontology annotation, biological process: microtubule cytoskeleton organization; mitotic cell cycle. Gene Ontology annotation, cellular component: cytoplasm; microtubule. Lineage: Eukaryota; Metazoa; Chordata; Actinopteri; Cyprinodontiformes; Nothobranchiidae. Gene Ontology annotation, molecular function: structural constituent of cytoskeleton; GTPase activity; GTP binding. The record is from RefSeq and is a predicted model, not a curated record.